AUGAGAGGUAGUAGUAAUGACGCUAAUAGGGAUGUAAUAGGAAUAUUCGAAAUUCCUGGCGCAUUGCCUAUAGCAGGUCAUUUACUUGAAUUGGGGGAUGAUCAUGCUACGGUUUGUGAGAAAUGGUCCCAAAAACACCAAACAUCCACCUUCCAAAUCCGUCUAGGAAACACACGAGCAGUCGUCAUCAACAGUUUCGCCGACUGCAAACGAAUGCUCAUCGGCCAUCAAUCCGCCGUCAUCGAUCGUCCAACACUCUACACUUUCCACGGAGUAAUUUCCUCCACGCAGGGUUUCACCAUCGGCUCGUCGCCGUGGGACGAGAGUUGUUCGAAAAAGCGCAAAGCCGCGGGCCAGACGUUGGGGAGAGUGGCCAUGAAGACAUAUUUGCCCAUGUUUGAUCUGGAAACGACGAGUAUUGUGCGAGAUGUGCUGCGGGAUUGUGGAGGGGGCGGCGAUAAGUGGUUGAAUGUGAGGCCGUAUUUGCAGCGGUAUGCGUUGAAUACGACGUUGACGCUGUGUUAUGGUAUUCGAAUGGAUAGUGUGUGGGAUGAGAUGCUGAGAGAGAUUUUGGAAGUCGGGAGCGCGAUUAGCUUGCUCAGGAGUGCUUCGGAGAAUUAUCAGGAUUAUAUUCCGGCCUUGAGAUAUUUGCCGAAUAAUGAAAAGACGCAGCGGAGUAAGGCUUUGCGUGGUCGUCGAGAUAAGUAUCUGGAUGAGCUUCUGAAUAAAGUGCGAGAAAUGAUCCAGCAGGGGAAAGACAGGCCUUGCGUUUCGGCAGCGAUUCUCAAGGACGAAGAGACCAAACUGUCAGGAGUCGAGGUCUCGUCCAUCUGUCUGUCUUUGGUGUCUGGAGGGUUUGAGACUAUCCCUGGUACUCUCACGAGCUGUAUUGGAUCACUUUCAACACCGGAAGGUCAAGUCUUUCAGGAAAAGGCAUACGAAGACAUCAAGCGGCACUAUCUGAGCACGGAAGACGCAUGGUUGCAGUCGCUCGAAGCAGAAGAUGUUCCCUACCUCAAUGCAAUCGUCAAGGAAGCAGGGCGAUACUACACCGUGUCGUCCAUGAGCUUGCCACGAAAAGCAGCAGCAGACAUCGAGUGGGAUAGAGCCAUCAUCCCAAAGGGCACGAUGAUACUGAUCAACGCUCAAGCUGCCAAUCACGAAAUUGAGCAUUUUGGGCCAGACGCGGGCGAAUUCAAUCCAGAAAGAUGGUUGGAGAAUGUGUCUCCUCCACGAGAGCGUCCUUCAGUAGGUCUGCAACACUUGUCAUUUGGGGCCGGUUCACGUGCAUGCUCUGGACAGUUCAUCGCCAACAGGUUGCUGUAUACUGCGCUUCUGCGCAUUAUCGCAAGCUUCAAGAUUGUGGCGUCAAAGGAAGAACCUCCAAACACUGACUACGUGGAUUACAACCUGCUGAAGUCAGCUUUGGUAGCGAUUCCACGAGAUUUCAAGGUAAAGUUCAUCCCUAGAAAUCCGGAAGAGCUGGCCACAUGCUUGAGUAAAGCCGAGGAACGGACCAAGGAUGCAUAUAGCACUUAG
Messenger RNA from Sphaerulina musiva SO2202, 1539 nucleotides. Its product is annotated as cytochrome P450. The transcript is spliced from 5 exons. The record is from RefSeq and is a predicted model, not a curated record. Lineage: Eukaryota; Fungi; Ascomycota; Dothideomycetes; Mycosphaerellales; Mycosphaerellaceae. The coding region runs from base 1 to 1539 and encodes 512 amino acids. Gene Ontology annotation, molecular function: heme binding; oxidoreductase activity, acting on paired donors, with incorporation or reduction of molecular oxygen; monooxygenase activity.